Pogoniulus pusillus (Red-fronted tinkerbird) is the source of this 2169-nucleotide messenger RNA. It is a transcript of the gene NUP85, whose product is annotated as nucleoporin 85. Lineage: Eukaryota; Metazoa; Chordata; Aves; Piciformes; Lybiidae. Gene Ontology annotation, molecular function: structural constituent of nuclear pore. The transcript has 19 exons. Gene Ontology annotation, cellular component: nuclear pore outer ring. The record is from RefSeq and is a predicted model, not a curated record. Gene Ontology annotation, biological process: mRNA export from nucleus; positive regulation of DNA-templated transcription; protein import into nucleus. The coding region runs from base 126 to 2081 and encodes 651 amino acids.
GGUUGGGGCUGCUGGCGGAGGUUGGCAGCGGCGCGGGCGGCGCAGGCAGCGGCGCGGGCAGCCGCGGUGGGGCCUCCCCACGUUGCCGGCGGGCGGUGAGGCGGGAGAGGAGCGCGGCCGCCGCCAUGGAGGAGCUGGACGUGGAGCCGCCGCUGAUGGUGGUGCCAGGCGCCGACCCUUCGGCCAGACAGCUCUGCUUCGCGUGGGGCCCCGCGGAGGUGCUGGUGUGCGAGACACUCUUCGGCCGCAAAGGGUCCGGGAAGGGAGGGCCGAGCUCGUCCAACGUUUUCGUGGUGCGCAAGGAUCAGGACAUUUACAUCCACACUCUGCGGAAACUCUUCAACGAGUCACACGGGAUCUUCAUCGGGCUUCAGCGGAGCGAGGAGGAGCAGGCAGGGAAGUCGAGCAAGGCGCAAUUGGUUCAAGUGAGUAAAAACUACCGAUCGGUGAUAAGAGCCUGUAUGGAGGACAUGCACCAGGCAGCCAUUUCAGCCCGGGACCCUGCCCUGCACGGCCAAUAUAGCACUCAGGUUUCUAUUCUCUCUGCAAUGGAGUUGAUCUGGAACCUGUGUGAGAUUCUGUUUGUUGAAGCAGCUGCAGCUGGUCCUCUUCUGCUUCGCCUCCUUGACUGGGUUCGACUUCACGUCUGUGAUGUGGACAACAUGGUCCGUGAGGUUCUGAGCAGUGAAAAUCCAUCCAAGCACGAGCUCUUCUGGAACGUGGUGGAUAUCUUUGUCCUGCAAGGCCGAAUGGAUGAGGCACGGCACCUGCUCUCCAAGGAAGCCAGUGCUGAUCCCACCUCACUGCACAUGUACAGAAUCAUGGAUGACUUAAUGAAGAAGAUGCCUGUACCCAGUCUUGGCAACACCCAAACACUGACUGAGAUGGAGCUGAAGUGGCAGCACUGGCACGAGGAAUGUCAGCGUUAUCUACAGAAUGGAACUUUUGCUUCCAAUUCCCACAUGGAAUCCAUCUGUAAGAUCCUGCUGGGAGAUGAGGAUGCCAUACUGGAGAAGAAGGAGCUCAUGACUACUUGGUACCACUUCCUGGUUACACGACUCCUCUAUUCCCACCCCACUGUGAAGCCCAUGGAGCUGCGGUUUUAUGCACAGUCUAGUAUGGACCUGUUCCUGGGUGGAGAAAGCAGCCCUGAGCCUCUAGACACGAUUUUAAUGGCAGCCUUUGAAUUUGAGAUCCACCAAGUAAUCAAGGAAUGCAGCAUUGCCCUGAGCAACUGGUGGUUUGUGGCUCAUCUGACUGACCUGCUGGAUCACUGUAAACUCCUGCAGUCUCACAAUCUCUAUUUUGGUUCAAACAUGCGCGAAUUCCUUCUGCUGGAGUAUGCCUCAGGACUCUUCUCCCAUCACAGCUUGUGGCAGCUGGGGGUAGAUUACUUUGACCACUGCCCAGAGUAUGGCAGAGUGUAUCUGGAGCUUCACAUUGAACGGAUCCCUCUUAACACAGAGCAGAAGGCCCUUAAAGUGCUGAGGAUCUGUGAGCAGAGGCAGAUGCAUGAGCAAGUCCGCAGCAUCUGUAAAAUCAUGGCCAUGAAGGCUCUGCGGAACAACCGCCUGGGCUCUGCCCUGUCCUGGAGCAUCAGAGCCAAGGAUGCAGCUUUUGCCACACUGAUAUCUGAUCGAUUCCUGAAGGACUAUUGUGAAAGGGGCAGCUUCUCUGACUUGGACCUCAUUGAUAAUUUGGGACCAUCCAUGCUGCUUAGUGACCGCUUAACAUUCCUUGGCAAGUACCGAGAGUUCCACCGGCUGUACGGGGAGAAGCGCUUCUCUGAAGCUGCCAGGCUGCUUCUGAUGCUGAUGACUGCUCACAUUGCGCCUUGCACCUUCUGGAUGACCCUGCUGACAGAUGCCCUUCCCCUGCUGGAGCAGAAAGAGGUCGUGUUCUCAGCAGAGCAGACUUACGAGCUGAUGCGGUGCCUGGAAGACCUGACAGCAGGGAAGUCUCAGCAGCAGAAAUUCCAGGAUGAUGACGUUGAGAACACCAAAGUGGAGAUGCUGAGACUUGCUCUUGCACGAAAUCUUGCACGAGUCAUUGUCAAAGAAGGCACAUUGGAUGGAUCCUGAAGGUGGCAGCAUGUGGUUUUUCUCCUCCUCUGUGGCUCAUUGUACAUAAACCUGACUGCUUUUCUAAGAAUAAAUGUCUUGUUUUGCA